AUGAACUCUUGGGAAGAGGAAGCCCCCUCAAUUCAGUUUACUCCUGCCUUUGUGUAUUAUUUAAUACACCAUUAUAAUGUUGAAAAGAGGGUUUUGAGAUUUUGCUUCAUUUGGCCACAUCAAAAGCUGAUUUGUGACAUUAAAAAAUAUCACCUAACAUCUUCCUCAGGCAUGUCAACACUAAAUUGCCUGAAUCCAGUUAACAGGCAAUGUAAGGUAAAAGGUUAUUUACAUGCUCUAUAUAUGUAUCUUUGUGGGGGAGAUUUCACAUGUGACAUGCUUAUUUUCUGUAUUGAGAAAGCCACACUGCAGAAAUUGACCUUAAAGCACUGCUUUCAAAAAAUACAAAACCAAAAAAACCUGAACACCUGUUUCAGAGUUCUGAAGCAAGCUGAAAUAAAAAUGUAA
This is a messenger RNA of Podarcis lilfordi (Lilford's wall lizard), 408 nucleotides long. NCBI's taxonomy places the organism in Eukaryota, Metazoa, Chordata, Lepidosauria, Squamata, Lacertidae. The record is from the annotation of a GenBank genome assembly.